UCAAUCUUGAUUUGUGAAUUGUGCUUGACUGCUUCAUGAACGAUCGCUGAUCGCUCAAGUAUUAUACGGUUACACAGAUUGGUGUCUAUUGUUUUAGAAAAUUAUAAAUAAUCGUUCUCAUUCGCUCUUAGACGCUUUCUACAAUCAUCUCGAUUUGAAAAAUACAAAGAUGCCAAACAUAAAAUUACAGUCUUCAGAUAAUGAGAUAUUUGACGUGGAUGUCGAAAUUGCAAAAUGCUCCGUCACUAUAAAGACUAUGUUGGAAGACUUGGGUAUGGACGAUGACGAAGAAGAAGUGGUUCCUCUGCCGAAUGUUAAUUCUGCUAUUCUGAAGAAAGUUAUUCAAUGGGCAACUUACCAUAAGGAUGAUCCACCUCUACCAGAAGAUGACGAAAACAAAGAAAAGCGUACUGAUGACAUUUCCUCGUGGGAUGCCGAUUUCUUGAAAGUUGAUCAAGGCACGUUGUUCGAGUUAAUUUUAGCAGCUAAUUACCUAGACAUAAAGGGAUUGUUGGAUGUGACGUGCAAAACUGUAGCUAAUAUGAUAAAAGGUAAAACUCCAGAGGAGAUUCGGAAAACUUUCAACAUCAAGAAUGACUUCACUGCUGCUGAAGAGGAACAAGUGCGCAAGGAAAACGAGUGGUGUGAGGAGAAGUAAUUAAAUUAGAUUUGAUCUAAGUUUUCAUUUGGUAUUUCUCAAACAAUGAACUUUGAAAUUUAUCAAUAGGGAUAGCCUUUGCUUUUGACAUAAACUGUGUCCGGAGAAAAUAAAAAAUUCCUUCAGUUUAUUGGAAAACUAAUUUAAAUAUAACAAUGUGAUUUUUGUGGAUAGAAAAGGUGUCAGAGUAUCCCAAUUUAUUUAUUUUGUUAAUUUGUAUUAGUACCAGCUGUAAUAAAUUGAUUUUAUCACGUUACUUACAUAGGUAUAUAAAUUUAAGACAAUUGUAAUGUAAACCAUUCUCUUAUAUAAAUAUAAGUAUUUAAAACUAUGUAACAA
Molecule: messenger RNA, 997 nt
Organism: Colias croceus (clouded yellow)
Lineage: Eukaryota; Metazoa; Arthropoda; Insecta; Lepidoptera; Pieridae
Gene: SkpA
Product: S-phase kinase-associated protein 1
Exons: 2
Coding region: 170-658 (162 amino acids)
Biological process (GO): SCF-dependent proteasomal ubiquitin-dependent protein catabolic process
Cellular component (GO): nucleus; cytoplasm
Molecular function (GO): cullin family protein binding
Source: RefSeq, a predicted model, not a curated record